Euleptes europaea (tarantolino) is the source of this 750-nucleotide messenger RNA. It is a transcript of the gene EIF1B, whose product is annotated as eukaryotic translation initiation factor 1B. The record is from RefSeq and is a predicted model, not a curated record. Gene Ontology annotation, cellular component: eukaryotic 43S preinitiation complex. The coding region runs from base 86 to 427 and encodes 113 amino acids. The transcript has 4 exons. Gene Ontology annotation, biological process: translational initiation. Gene Ontology annotation, molecular function: translation initiation factor activity; ribosomal small subunit binding; RNA binding. Lineage: Eukaryota; Metazoa; Chordata; Lepidosauria; Squamata; Sphaerodactylidae.
CUCCUUCGCUGCCGGACCGGAGAGAGCCCCGGGCGGACCCAGCCGCGGCCUUUUCCCCCCGAGCAGCGCCCAGCCACAGAAGCGCAUGUCCACUAUCCAGAACCUCCAAUCCUUCGACCCCUUUGCUGAUGCAACUAAGGGUGACGACUUACUCCCGGCAGGGACUGAAGACUACAUCCAUAUAAGGAUCCAACAACGAAACGGGAGAAAAACACUAACUACUGUUCAGGGAAUUGCAGAUGACUAUGACAAAAAGAAACUUGUGAAAGCUUUCAAAAAGAAAUUUGCCUGUAAUGGUACUGUGAUUGAACAUCCUGAAUACGGGGAAGUGAUCCAGCUGCAAGGUGACCAGAGGAAGAACAUUUGCCAAUUCCUCCUGGAGGUUGGCAUUGUUAAGGAAGAGCAGCUGAAGGUUCAUGGCUUCUAAAAUGUGUGUGCUUACAUGAAGAACUCUGCAGGUUUUGUUCUUACCCAAGCUGGCUACUCUGUGAAAUAUGAUUCUUUGCAGUAAAUGGACUUCCCAUUCAAAAUCUGAUUUGCUUUUGCAUGACUACAGAAAACAUAUGGAGUGUAGACUAGAAACACAUAAGAAAACUGCAGUAAGAUGGUAACAAAAGAUCCUUAAGAAUUUUAACACAUUUCCAAUGGAAAUGUUUUACUGCUGAUAGUUCAGUGUAUUACUUUUCACCUGAUUUAAGUGUUGUAUUAAAACCAUGUGUGUUGCAGCUUAAAUAAAAGUCUCUUAUCUUA